AUGGUGUCCCAAACGGAUUCGAACGCGAGAGAGAGCGUGAUCGUGGUGAUGGAUGCUAAGAGAAACAAAGGGAUGGUGGAUGCGCUUGACUGGGCACUCAAACACUGUGUUCGCCGGAGAGACACCGUGAUCGUGAUCGGAGUUUUGGGUGAGAUGGGGAAGAAGAACGCUACUCAUUGCUUCCCGUUGAACAUGGGGAUUAACAUCUCUGGAAUAUUGGAGAAGUUGGAGUUUUCAUCAGGACAUACAGAACUGAAACCCAGAGACGUCGAAGAAGAACUCGAGAGGAAAAGGGAACAAUACCAAGCUAUCCUUCAACCAUUCACUCGAAAAUGUAAAAGAAACGAGGUGAAGUUGGAGGUCACACUUGCAGCACGGAUUUGUCCCAUAGAAAUAACACUCAAAGAAGCACAAAAUCCCAACACUCGAUGGAUUGUUCUUGACAGCCACUUGAAGAAGUACAAAAUGUGCAUAUACUGGAAUGUUGAAUGCAAUGUUGCAGUAAUGAAAGGAAAAGAUGUUGCAACUUUAAUGCCAUCGAGAGCUCCCAAGCCCGAACACUCGCCGGUAAGUAGCGAAAGAGCUGAUGCCGAGACUUGGCCCGACGAUCAACCCCUGAAUGAUCCGGAACAUGUGAAUCCGAAUGCGGUCGAGGAAGGGGAGUCACCUAUACUACAAACUCCACGGGGUCCAUCUUGGUAUCCAUUGCAAUAUAGAGCCGGUUUCCCUCGAGAAUUUUCUUUUGACGAAAUCAAAGAGAUCACGAAUGGCUUCUCUGAUACCAUUUGUGAAGAAGGGAAUCUUAAAAUCUAUGAAGGGGUAUUGGAGAAUACCCCUGUUAUAGUCAAAUCUAUUCAAGAAGAUGAACGGUUUUGGUCGAUGCUUACGAUCCUCUCCCGUGUACGCCACCGCAACAUCAUGAACAUCGUCGGAUAUUGCUGCAGCGGCACGAACGGAUUACUCAUAUCCGACUAUCCGUGUUUGUAUAACUUUGCAAUGAAGUUGCAAUGUGAUAUUUCUGCGAUUAACCUAACUUGGAGAGCAAGGUGGUACACCGCCAUCGAAAUAGGUGGCAGCUUGCGCUAUCUUCACGAAGAAUGUCCCGACGGGCCAAUCGUUCACCAAUCGGUCUGUUCAUCUAACAUCGUUUAUUCUCAUGGUUACUCACCUAUGCUAAGCAAUUUCAUAACAGCUAAGUGGCACAAGGAGGAGGUUCAAUGUAAUGGGAAUUCAAGUGGCAAAUGUCCAAACCUAGAGGAAGACAAAAGGGUUUAUGUGGAUGUACAUGACUAUGGAUUGUUUCUUGUGGAGCUUAUUUCUGGAAAAGUUGCAGGUUGCUUUCCACAUGAAAAUGAGGGUCAGUCCUUAAAAGACUGGGCGCUGCCACUGCUCGAAAGCGACUUGAUCACUCACCUGGUGGAUCCGAGAUUGGCGGAUAAAGACGACGAUUCGAAGGUCGUUCAUUGUAUGGCUCGGGCGGCGUUGCUCUGUCUGAAGAACGAUUCGGGCCGCAGUAUUUCCAUUAGCGAGGUCUUAGCCGUGGUUCGAGGUGAUCAGCGUGCGAUACUUCAGUUUUGAACCAUCCCAAGAGCUUGUAAAUUACCGUUUGCUCUCAUGAACAAAUGGAAAAAGAAAAGAGAACUCUGUAAAAA
Hibiscus syriacus is the source of this 1652-nucleotide messenger RNA. Its product is annotated as serine/threonine-protein kinase CDG1-like. The transcript is spliced from 8 exons. Gene Ontology annotation, biological process: protein phosphorylation. Gene Ontology annotation, cellular component: plasma membrane. The record is from RefSeq and is a predicted model, not a curated record. Lineage: Eukaryota; Viridiplantae; Streptophyta; Magnoliopsida; Malvales; Malvaceae. Gene Ontology annotation, molecular function: ATP binding; protein kinase activity. The coding region runs from base 1 to 1578 and encodes 525 amino acids.